Molecule: messenger RNA, 1314 nt
Organism: Rhizopus microsporus ATCC 52813
Lineage: Eukaryota; Fungi; Mucoromycota; Mucoromycetes; Mucorales; Rhizopodaceae
Product: acyl-CoA dehydrogenase NM domain-like protein
Exons: 3
Coding region: 1-1314 (437 amino acids)
Molecular function (GO): flavin adenine dinucleotide binding; oxidoreductase activity, acting on the CH-CH group of donors
Source: RefSeq, a predicted model, not a curated record
AUGGCAACUCAAAAUUUAAUUGACCUUAAUACCCUUUCACCUAAAUUUAAAGAUCUUUAUGCAAAAGCAAAAGACUUUGUAGAGAAUGAUUGUAUUCCUGCUGAAAAGACAUAUGAACUUCAAAUGGGACAAAAUGAAAAUCGAUGGAAGAUAGUUCCACCUGUGAUUGAAGAAUUAAAAGCCAAGGCCAAAUCACUUGGACUUUGGAACCUGUUCUUGGGUCGAGAUUAUCCUGAAGGUGCUGGCUUGACCAAUGUCGAAUACGCCUUGAUUGCUGAACUCACCGGUCGUUCUCCCAAAAUUGCGCCUGAAGCUAUGAACUGUUCUGCUCCUGAUACAGGCAAUAUGGAGGUUUUUGCUAAAUAUGGCACACCCGCACAAAAAAAGAAAUGGCUCGAGCCUCUUUUGCAAGGCAAGAUUCGAUCCGCCUUUGCCAUGACUGAACCUCGUGUGGCUUCUUCAGAUGCAACCAACAUUGAAACAAACAUUCGUCGUGAAGGUAACGAAUACGUGAUCAACGGUUUGAAAUGGUGGAUCUCAGGUGCAGGUGAUCCUCGAUGCGCUGUUUACUUGGUCAUGGGCAAGACAGAUCCUGACAACAAACACAAACAUCGUCAACAGAGUUUAGUCAUUGUGCCUGCCGACACACCUGGUAUCACCGUCGUGCGUCCUAUGAAGGUCUUUGGCUUUGACGAUGCUCCCGAAGGUCACUGUGAGAUCGUGUUUAAGGAUGUUCGUGUACCUGUAGAAAACAUUAUCUUGGGUGAAGGUCGUGGAUUUGAAGUGAUUCAAGGUCGUUUAGGUCCUGGCCGUAUCCAUCAUUGUAUGCGUUGUAUUGGUAUGGCUGAACGCGCUCUUGACCUCAUGCUGAACCGUGUGACAGACACGACCCGUCGCACGUUUGGCAAGGUACUUGCCGAACACGGCACGAUUGUUGCUGAUAUCGCUACCUCUCGUAUCGAAAUCGAUCAGGCUCGUUAUUUAGUGCUCAGUGCUGCUCGUAAGAUUGAUGAAGCCAAGGCGAAGGGUGCUAUGAAGGAAAUCGGUAUGGCCAAGAUUGUCGUCCCCACCAUGACCUUGAACGUCCUGGACCGUGCCAUGCAGGCUCAUGGUGCUGCUGGUAUCUCUCAAGAUACACCUCUCGCUCAUUUUUACGCUUCUGCGCGUACCUUGCGUUAUGCUGAUGGUCCUGAUGAAGUACAUCGUGCUCAAAUUGGAAAGAUCGAAUUACGUCGUGCCGAAGAAGUUGCUGCCAAGAUAAAGGUUCAAAAGGAAAAAUCAGACCGCCUUGCUUCAGAAAAGGCAAAGCUUUAA